Messenger RNA from Aspergillus uvarum CBS 121591, 2977 nucleotides. RefSeq names its product phosphoketolase family protein. Gene Ontology annotation, molecular function: aldehyde-lyase activity. Gene Ontology annotation, biological process: carbohydrate metabolic process. The transcript has a single exon. Bases 393 to 2834 code for a protein of 813 amino acids. The record is from RefSeq and is a predicted model, not a curated record. NCBI's taxonomy places the organism in Eukaryota, Fungi, Ascomycota, Eurotiomycetes, Eurotiales, Aspergillaceae.
CUCCACGUCAACCACGCCCAUACGAGGACCCCCCGGCCAGCAUCUGUUCCCCGACCGUGUCAACACUAUAGAUUACAGCCUCUGAUAGGGUGCAACGAGUCGAACCAUCUCGUAACCGAAGGACAGAAAACCUGCCAGAAUCCCGACCGAUGCGGCCGAAGGGAAAACCCCCAAAUCCCAAAGGGGACUAGCGCCGAACGUGGCCAGCCCUGACGACGUCAUGGACUUCCGGCCAGAUUCGGUCGAUGAUGCACCACUGCUUUCACCACUGCUUUCACCCGUCAGACCAUACCAACCCUCUUAUAAAGAUGGGAGGGACACAGUUGCCACGAGAAAGGAGGUUCUUCUCCAUCACCUGAAUCCCCAUUCACAAUCACGCACUCCAUUCCACAAUGCCAUCCGACGAGCUGAGCAUAUCGGCCUACGGUGCCGCCCGCUCCACCAUCAAGGGCGAGCCCCUCGAUGCGGAGGAGAUCCGCAAGACAGACGCCUAUUUCCGCGCCAGCUUGUACCUGUGCCUGGGCAUGCUCUACCUCCGGGAGAACGUCCUACUGCGGGAACCGUUGAAGAAGGAGCACCUCAAGGCCCGUCUCCUCGGCCACUGGGGGUCCGAUGCCGGCCAAUCCUUCACCUGGAUUCACAUGAACCGCUUAAUCAAGAAGUACGACUUAAACGUCCUGUUUGUCUCGGGGCCAGGCCACGGUGCCCCCGGAAUCCUCUCCCAGUCCUACCUGGAGGGUGUCUACUCCGAGGUCUACCCAGACAAGUCCGAGGACGUGGUGGGCAUGCAGAAGUUCUUCAAGCAGUUCUCCUUCCCCGGCGGGAUCGGCAGUCAUGCCACCCCGGAGACGCCCGGCAGUCUGCACGAGGGCGGGGAGCUGGGCUACUCGAUCUCGCACGCCUUUGGCACCGUCUUCGACAACCCCAACCUCAUCACGCUGACCAUGGUGGGCGACGGCGAGGCCGAGACGGGCCCGCUGGCGACCAGCUGGCACAGCACCAAGUUCCUGAACCCGAUCACCGACGGCGCGGUGCUGCCGGUGCUGCACCUGAACGGCUACAAGAUCAACAACCCGACGCUACUGGCGCGCAUCAGCCACGACGAGCUGUCCUCCCUCUUCUACGGCUACGGCUGGACCCCCUACUUCGUCGAGGGCAGCGACCGCGAGAGCAUGCACCAGGCCAUGGCCGCCACCCUCGAGCACUGCGUGCUGGAGAUCCGCAAGGUCCAGCAGCAGGCGCGCGAGUCCGGGAAGCCCUUCCGGCCGCGCUGGCCGCUGAUCGUCCUGCGCACCCCCAAGGGCUGGAGCGCGCCUCGCGAGAUCGACGGCAAGCUCCUCGAGGGCUUCUGGCGCGCCCACCAGAUCCCCAUCACCGACGUGCUGACCAACCCCGCCCAUCUCAAGGUGCUCGAGGACUGGAUGAAGAGCUACGGCCCGGAGAAGGUCUUCGACAAGGAUGGCAAGCUGAUUCCCGAGCUGAAGGCGCUCGCGCCCACGGGCAACGCCCGCAUGAGCGCCAACCCCGUCGGCAACGGCGGCCUGCUGCGGCGCCCGCUCGACCUGCCGGACUUCCGCAAGUACGCGUUGAACGACAUCGAGCCCGGCGUUUCGGUGCGCGGCAGCAUGAUCAACAUGUCCAAGUUCCUGCGCGACGUGGUGGGCCGCAACCUGACCAACUUCCGCGUGUUCGGGCCGGACGAGACCGAGUCCAACAAGCUGUCGGAGAUCUACAAGGCGGGCAAGAAGGUGUGGCUGGCGGAUUACUUCGAGGAGGACAACGACGGAGGCAACCUGGCGAUGCAGGGCCGGGUGAUGGAGAUGCUCAGCGAGCACACCUGCGAGGGGUGGCUGGAGGGGUACGUGCUGUCCGGUCGACACGGGCUGCUGAACAGCUACGAGCCGUUCAUCCACAUCAUCGACUCGAUGGUCAACCAGCACUGCAAGUGGAUCGAGAAGUGCCUGGAGGUGGAAUGGCGGGCGAAGGUGGCGUCGCUGAACAUCCUGCUGACGGCGACGGUGUGGCGGCAGGACCACAACGGGUUCACGCACCAGGACCCCGGGUUUCUGGACGUGGUCGCCAACAAGAGUCCCGAGGUGGUGCGUAUCUACCUGCCCCCGGACGGCAACACCCUGCUGUCGGUGACGGACCACUGCCUGCGCAGCGCCAACUACGUGAACGUGAUCGUCGCCGACAAGCAAGACCACAUCCAGUUCCUGGACAUGGACGAGGCCAUCGCGCACUGCACGAAGGGGCUGGGGAUCUGGAACUGGGCCAGCAACGACCAGGGCCACGAGCCCGAUGUCGUGAUGGCCUGCUGCGGCGACGUGCCCACGCACGAGGCCCUGGCCGCCACCGCGCUGCUCCGCGAGCACGUCCCCCACCUGAAAGUGCGAUUCGUGAACGUGAUCGACCUCUUCCGGCUGAUCUCCAAGAUCCACCACCCGCACGGCAUGUCCGACCGCAUGUGGAAGUCGAUCUUCACCGACGACAAGCCCAUCAUCUUCAACUUCCACUCCUACCCCUGGCUCAUCCACCGGCUGACCUACAAACGUCCGGGGCAGCAGAACAUCCGCGUCCGGGGGUAUCGCGAGAAGGGCAACAUCGACACCCCGUUUGAAUUGGCGGUGCGCAACAACACCGACCGCUACAGUCUGGCCAUCGACGCCAUCGACCACGCCCAGUCGCUGGGGAAUACGGCGGCGGGCGUGCGCGAGAAGCUGCUGAACAUGCAACUGCUCGCGAAGCAGAAGGCGUUCGACGACGGGUUGGAUCCGGACUAUAUUCGCAAUUGGACGUGGCAGUGGCCGAAGAAGAAGUCGGCGGGUGUCUAGCCCAGCUUACCCCUAUCCCUGUAGCCUCGGCUGCAGCUCAACGAUCACAACCCCUUUCUUAUUCCAUGCGCAGGUAUAUCAAACAGUCACUUAAUGCGAUACCGGAGUCUAGUGCAAUCUAAUGAACCUUACAAAAACAAUUC